Striga asiatica is the source of this 324-nucleotide messenger RNA. NCBI's taxonomy places the organism in Eukaryota, Viridiplantae, Streptophyta, Magnoliopsida, Lamiales, Orobanchaceae. The record is from the annotation of a GenBank genome assembly.
AUGGGAGAACGGAAGGUUUUGAACAAAUACUACCCGUCGGACUUUGAUCCGGCAAAGAUUCCUCGCCGGAAGCAAAUGAAAGUGAGGAUGAUGCUUCCCAUGAGUAUUCGAUCCGGGUUAAACAACCCGAAUAAAUGGGUCGUGGGUUGUCGAUGGCUCGACAUAAUAAGCAAAAUUCAAAAUUUGGAAAAGGAAAAUGUUGUCUUCACCUCCUCGGCCCUAGCUGCAAUUUUCAAACCAAAAACCCUAACUCUCUCCGAUCUUGUCGCCGCCGCGUGGACGAGCACUACCACCAUCACUCGCCCCGAUCGUCAUAACCUGUGA